AGAGCAACAGCUGGACUGAAGCCAAGGGACUUACACUGUGCUUCCUCGCUGCCAGCAGGCUUUGUUCUUUGGAAUCAGUCAGAACUAGAGCGAACGUCUUCAUUGCUGAUCGUGACUGGUUGGAAUUUGGCAACUCGGCUGUGGCUGUCCUAUUAAUUUUUUACUGUGCUCUUCUGCAAGCUGAAUUUAGAGCAGCAAAGCUAAGAGCCAGGGAUAGUCAAGAAAAAAAGGAUCCAGAGACCAUCAGCUUCUUUGUGGGGGGUGGGGUCCAUCCGUUCCACAACGAUGGUUCUGUGAAGGAAAAGAACUCCAUAAUACCCCUGACAUUCAGAUCCAUUCUGGAAGUGGAGGACUUCAUUCACUAAUUAUAGCAGAAGCCUUUGAAGACGAUACUGGACGCUAUACUUGUCUGGCUUCAAAUUCCCUUGGUUCAGAUAGUACAUCAGCUGAAAUAUUCAUUGAAGGUGCCAGUUCCACAGAUUCAGAGAGUGAAAGUUUAAUUUUCAAAUCAAAAUCUGGAGCUAUGCCACAAGCCCAAAAGAAAACCACAUCUGUUUCCUUGACAAUAGGAUCUUCUACACCAAAGUCUGGAGUCACCACAGCUGUUAUUCAACCUAUCUCUCUGCCCAGUCAGCAGAUUCAAAGCCCUACUUCAUACCUCCACCGUGUGGAUGGACCUAAGUCUGGCUGUUCUGCACCUGUUUUUACAAAGGGGCUACAAAACUCCACAGCAUCUGAGGGACAAGUCGUGGUAUUGGAAUGCAGGGUCAGAGGACCCCCUCCCAUUCAUGUUAAGUGGUUUCGACAGGGUGUUGAAAUCCAAGACUCUCCAGACUUCAGAAUUCUCAAAAAAAAAGAGAUAUGUACCCUUGUGAUUGCAGAAGCUUUUCCUGAAGAUUCAGGACUGUUCACGUGCACAGCAACAAAUGACCAUGGUUCAGUAACAAGCAGUGCGCAGCUAACGGUCUGCUCAGCCAACUCAGAAAGUUCUAAUCAUGAAUCACUGACGAGAGAAUCCAACACUAAUGAUCUCCAUCAAUUCCCACCACUUCCUCCAAUUGAAAUUAGUUCUCUUGAGCAUCCUCCUAAGAAAUAUGCAGAGACCCAUCAAGCAAACAACACUGAACUGAGAUCUGGUGUGACAGCCCUUCAGCUACAGCUCAAUUCAUUUGAGGAAGAAACAAAUGGUAUCCAUCCCAUUCAUGGAGUAAAUGGAAUGAUUAACAGCAAGCCAAAUGAUGAUAAAUCCAUCCCAUCACCAUGUGCCUUGCUUUCACCCACAAAGGAGCCACCACCUGUGCUUGCCAAACCGAAGUUGUGA
Molecule: messenger RNA, 1321 nt
Organism: Merops nubicus (carmine bee-eater)
Lineage: Eukaryota; Metazoa; Chordata; Aves; Coraciiformes; Meropidae
Product: palladin-like
Exons: 8
Coding region: 524-1321 (265 amino acids)
Source: RefSeq, a predicted model, not a curated record